AACUAUUGGUUGGAAGAACAGCCAAUGAGAGAGCCUGUUACUAGUCUGCGUACUGAGGUGUAAGGGGAUCGCUUUGGGCCUGAAGCCUUAGGCGGCCUGGUGGUUUUAGCACGAUGAGCUCAAUCGGCACUGGGUAUGACCUGUCAGCCUCUACAUUCUCUCCUGAUGGAAGAGUUUUUCAAGUUGAAUAUGCUAUGAAGGCUGUGGAAAAUAGUAGUACAGCUAUUGGAAUCAGGUGUAAAGAUGGCGUUGUCUUUGGGGUGGAAAAAUUAGUCCUUUCUAAACUUUAUGAAGAAGGAUCCAACAAACGACUUUUUAAUGUUGAUCGGCAUGUUGGAAUGGCAGUAGCAGGUUUGUUGGCAGAUGCUCGUUCUUUAGCAGACAUUGCAAGAGAAGAGGCUUCCAACUUUAGGUCUAACUUUGGAUAUAACAUUCCACUAAAACAUCUUGCAGACAGAGUGGCCAUGUAUGUACAUGCCUAUACCCUCUACAGUGCUGUUAGACCUUUUGGCUGCAGUUUCAUGUUGGGGUCUUACAGUGUGAAUGAUGGUGCACAACUCUACAUGAUUGACCCAUCGGGUGUUUCAUAUGGUUAUUGGGGCUGUGCCAUUGGCAAAGCCAGGCAAGCUGCAAAGACAGAAAUUGAAAAGCUUCAGAUGAAAGAAAUGACCUGCCGUGAUGUUGUUAAAGAAGUUGCAAAAAUAAUUUACAUAGUACAUGAUGAAGUUAAGGAUAAAGCUUUUGAACUAGAGCUCAGCUGGGUUGGUGAAAUAACAAAAGGAAGACAUGAAAUUGUUCCAAAAGAUAUAAGGGAAGAGGCAGAGAAAUACGCUAAGGAAUCUUUGAAGGAAGAAGAUGAAUCAGAUGAUGAUAACAUGUAACACCUACUUCAGCAUCUAUUUUAAAUUUCUAAUACAGUCCCGUGUAUUAUUCAGCCCUGUGGAUUACUAUAUACCCACUACCAGUUUUCAUUAAAUUCUUGUCUUAUAACA
This is a messenger RNA of Phacochoerus africanus (Common warthog), 992 nucleotides long. RefSeq names its product proteasome 20S subunit alpha 3 (gene PSMA3). Gene Ontology annotation, biological process: ubiquitin-dependent protein catabolic process. The transcript is spliced from 11 exons. Lineage: Eukaryota; Metazoa; Chordata; Mammalia; Artiodactyla; Suidae. Gene Ontology annotation, cellular component: nucleus; proteasome core complex, alpha-subunit complex; proteasome core complex. The record is from RefSeq and is a predicted model, not a curated record. Bases 114 to 881 code for a protein of 255 amino acids.